This is a messenger RNA of Aspergillus eucalypticola CBS 122712, 4245 nucleotides long. RefSeq lists its product as uncharacterized. The transcript has 2 exons. NCBI's taxonomy places the organism in Eukaryota, Fungi, Ascomycota, Eurotiomycetes, Eurotiales, Aspergillaceae. Bases 1 to 4245 code for a protein of 1414 amino acids. Gene Ontology annotation, cellular component: membrane. The record is from RefSeq and is a predicted model, not a curated record. Gene Ontology annotation, molecular function: ABC-type transporter activity; ATP hydrolysis activity; ATP binding. Gene Ontology annotation, biological process: transmembrane transport.
AUGGAAAAGGGAGUGGCACCCGUGAUUACGGAAAAAACUUCCCAUAUUCGUGAGGAGCAGAGCCAUGAGACCCUCACAGAUCCCCAUGACGGGGGAGAGCAUCUUCCAAAAGCACCAGCCACUUCCGAGUUGUCUGGCAAGGUUUUGGCGAUGCAGGAACGAGAUCUGGCUGCAGGCUAUAGCAAGCGGGAGCUAGGCGUUACCUGGCAAAAUUUGACGGUCGAAGUCCUUUCAGCAGAGGCGGCAGUGAACGAAAACUUUUUCUCCCAAUUCAACCUUGUCCAACUUGCGCGUGAUAUGCGAAAGAAGCCUCCCAUGCGACACAUCUUACAGAACAGUCAUGGUUGCGUGAAGCCGGGAGAAAUGCUUCUUGUACUAGGACGUCCGGGUUCCGGUUGCACUACCUUGUUGAACAUCCUCUCAAACCGGAGAGCCGGCUAUCGAUCAGUUACAGGGGAUAUCAAAUUUGGCACUAUGACACCCGAACAGGCCAUGCCGUAUCAGAGCCAGAUCGUAAUGAAUAGCGAGGAGGAGAUCUUCUUCCCGACUCUGACAGUUGGUCAGACCAUGGACUUUGCUACCCGUCUGAAGGUCCCUUUUCAUCGUCCUGAAGGGGCCUCUCAAGCAGAUUGGGCGGGUGAAUUCAAGCAAUUCCUUCUGGAGUCGAUGAAGAUCUCACAUACCCAGGACACCAAAGUUGGAAACGAGUUCGUGCGUGGCGUUUCAGGCGGAGAGAGGAAGCGCGUUUCAAUCAUCGAGUGCAUGGCAACAAGGGGCUCGGUGUUUUGCUGGGAUAACAGCACCCGUGGCCUGGACGCAUCCACUGCACUUGAAUGGGCGAAAGCGUUGCGUGCAAUGACUGAUAUUCUGGGGCUGACCACUAUUGUUACGUUAUACCAAGCGGGUAACGGGAUCUAUGAUUUAUUUGAUAAGGUCUUAGUGCUGGAUGAAGGCAGGCAAAUUUUCUAUGGUCCAGCAUCCUCAGCAAAGCCCUUCAUGGAGGACUUGGGCUUUGGCUAUACUGAUGGUGCCAAUGUGGCUGAUUUUCUGAGUGGUGUCACUGUACCAACUGAGCGGAAGAUUAUCCCCGGGUAUGAGGGUUUAUUUCCCAGAACACAUGAUGAACUCCUUGCAGUCUAUCAGAAGUCGCAGAUCUGCCAAGAUAUGAUGAGUGGGUAUGACUAUCCAGCGACACCGCUGGCCCAGGAGCGGACGAUUGCAUUUCAAGAAUCUGUGGCAUUCGAAAAAGACACUUCACUCCCGAAAAACAGCCCCCUAACGACUGCAUUCCUGCAACAGCUCAAAAUUUGUGUCAUCCGCCAAUAUCAAAUUAUCUGGGGCGAAAAGUCCACUUUCUUCAUUCGACAAUUUGUCUCCCUUGCCAUGGCUUUGAUCGUGGGAUCUUGUUUCUAUAAUUCGCCGGAUACUUCGGCUGGUUUAUUUACAAAGGGCGGAGCAGUCUUUUUCUCUCAGGUCUACCAAGUGACCCUGGCAAUGGCUGAAGUUACCGGCUCUUUCAAAGGGCGACCAAUUGUACUCAAACACAAAGCAUUUGGCUACCAUCAUCCAGCUGCCUAUGCUUUAUCGAUCCUGGCUGCAGAGCUUCCUGUGGUUAUUUUUCAAUGCACCAUUCUCACUGUUGUGUUGUAUUGGAUGGUUGGUCUCAAAGCAACGGCUGCUGCAUUUUUCACUUUCUGGAUCAUUCUCAUUGCUAUCACUUUUUGUAUCAACGCAAUGUUCAGGUCGAUUGGCGCUGCAUCCCCGAACCUAGAAGUGGCUUCUAACUUAUCUGGUAUCAUCAUGAAGUUUCUCGUGAUGUACACCGGCUACAUGAUUCCCAAACCACACAUUAAGAAUUGGUUUGUGGAGCUCUAUUACGCGAAUCCAAUGGCCUACUCCUUCCAAGCAGCUCUGACCAAUGAAUUCCAUGAUACAACAAUGCCUUGUGUUGGCUCGUCUCUAAUUCCUCAUGGAGAUGGCUAUGGUGACUCCGAAUACCAAUCCUGCGCUGGCGUGCAAGGUGCGGAAAGAGGUGCUACCUAUGUCACUGGUGACAAUUAUCUUGCUGCUCUUCACUGGAAGCAUUCUCAACUCUGGCGCAAUUUCGGAGUUAUUUGCGGAUGGUGGGUCUUCUUUGUGAUUAUUGCUAUUGUAUCAACAUGCAUGUGGAAAGCCAGAGGAGCAGGCAGUAGCUCGCUUCUAAUCCCUCGAGAAAAGAUGAAGCACUUCCAACACCAUACAGACGAAGAAACCCAACCUCCAGGCAGCAAAGAAUCACAAACUACUCGAGCUAUUGCUGCAGCUGAUGAUUCUAAUGGUGCCACACUUAUGCGGAACACUUCGGUUUUCACGUGGAAAAACCUGGUUUAUACAGUAAAGACCCCUUCGGGAGAUCGGGUGCUUCUGGACAAUAUCUACGGAUGGGUCAAACCAGGAAUGCUUGGUGCUUUGAUGGGAUCAUCUGGCGCAGGAAAAACGACUUUGCUUGAUGUACUCGCACAACGAAAAACCGACGGCACAAUUCGAGGAACUGUUUUGGUUGACGGCCGUGAACUUCCUGUGUCCUUCCAGAGAAUGGCUGGAUAUUGCGAACAACUUGACGUCCAUGAACCCUUUGCAACUGUGAGAGAGGCACUCGAAUUUUCUGCUCUUCUUCGACAACCCGAAAAUGUCCCAAAGGAGGAGAAACUAGCCUACGUUGAGACUAUUAUUGAUCUUUUGGAACUACAUGAUCUCGCAGACACACUUAUUGGAAGUGUCGGUGAGGGACUAAGCGUUGAACAACGUAAACGUGUUACUAUUGGUGUUGAGCUUGUUUCCAAGCCUAGCAUCCUUAUAUUCUUGGAUGAGCCUACAUCUGGACUUGAUGGCCAAUCUGCUUAUAACACAGUCAGAUUUUUGCGCCGACUAGCUGAUGCUGGUCAGGCAAUCCUAGUAACGAUUCAUCAGCCCUCUGCUCAGCUAUUUGCUCAAUUUGAUACGCUUCUUCUACUAGCUCGAGGGGGCAAGAUGGUCUACUUCGGUGAUAUUGGUGACAAUGCUUGUACAGUCAAGAACUACUUUGCACGAUACGGAGCACCCUGUCCGACAAACAGCAAUCCCGCUGAGCAUAUGAUUGAUGUGGUCACUGGCGGUAUUGAAGCUGUGAAAGAUAAGGAUUGGCACCAAGUUUGGCUGGAUUCCAAUGAAAAUGCCGCUGCAUUAGCAGAGCUUGAUCACAUUGUUGCUGAUGCUGCUGCUAAACCACCAGCAACGGUAGAUGACGGUAGGGAGUUUGCUACCAGUCUCUGGACCCAAAUAAAGCUCGUUACGCAACGAAUGAAUGUGGCCUUGCUGAGGAAUACAAAAUAUGUGAAUAACAAGCUGGAGUUACACAUUAUUUCUGCCUUACUCAAUGGUUUUUCAUUUUGGCAUCUUGGACACACUGUGCAAGGUCUACAGUUAAAAAUGUUUACCAUUUUUAAUUUCACAUUUGUUGCACCAGGCGUUAUCAACCAGCUCCAGCCUCUGUUUAUUCAACGCCGUGACAUUUAUGAUGCCCGGGAAAAGAAGUCGAGGAUGUACUCCUGGAUUGCUUUUGUUACAGGUCUUAUUGUUUCUGAGUUUCCCUAUCUUUGCCUUUGUGCUGUCUCUUAUUUUGUCUGUUGGUACUAUCAGACAAACUUGCCUCAUGCAUCCAAUGAAGUUGGAGCAAUCUUCUUUAUCAUGCUGAUAUAUGAAUUUAUCUACACUGGCAUUGGGCAAUUCGUGGCGGCCUAUGCUCCAAACGCGACGUUUGCAGCUCUGGUCAAUCCUCUGAUUGUGAACAGUUUAGUACUAUUCUGUGGUGCUUUCGUUCCUCAGCCAGAGUUGAAUGUAUUCUGGAAGUACUGGUUCUACUACCUAAACCCUUUCAACUAUGUUGUGGGAGGCAUGCUCACCUUCGGAAUUUGGAACGCCGAGGUGGUCUGCAGUUCAGAUGAGUUCGCUUACUUUGACCCGCCUAAUGGAACGUGCAAAGAGUAUCUGUCAGAAUAUAUGGCCGGUGCGGGCUCUGCCAUCAAUCUGAUCAACCCAGAGGCGACUUCCCAGUGCCAAGUCUGUGAAUAUACCCGUGGGAGUGACUAUUUGAAGACACUCAACAUCAACGACUACUACUACGGCUGGCGAGAUGCUGGAAUCUGCGUGAUCUUCGCGAUCAGUGGAUACAUGUUGGUGUUUGUCAUGAUGAAGCUUCGAACCAAGGCUUCCAAGAAGGCAGAGUAG